GCAUCUGAAGCGCGCCCGUUGAAUGGUCAAGGUCGUUUGUCGAGACUUACAAAUGGAAAAACAACCGUCCCUUGAAGUGUUUUCUGUUGUAGAGCUAGAGGACUUGCUAUUAAGGCAGAUGAAUUUGCAUAAAAGCCUUUUUUCGAAGUUACCUGAUUCCGGUGAAAAAUUACAAAAGUCUAUUCAAAAGAUUCAGUCUGUUCUAACCGAGAAAAAGAACUUUGCUCCGCUAAAAACUACUGAAGAACUUACACCAUCAAAUAUCCAAGGAGGUAUCACCCGUAAACUAUCAAACUCUGUAUCAAAAAUCGAAGAAAAUAACUCAACAAAUGAUAUUGAUGAAAAUGUAGCUGUUGAUUCAGUUGAUGUUCUAUCCAACGAUCUGGCUAAAAUAUCCGUCAGUUUAUCUAGUUGUGAUGUUACUGAUUCAUAUUCGGAUAAUACGUAUGACUCUGUCCCGUGUAUGUCAUUUGAAGAAUAUGCCGUUAUCAGAAAAUCUUUAAAUCUUCCUUGCUCAUAUAUGUUGAACACAUUUCGAUGGUUUACGUUUGCUAUUCGAUUUGUAGGAGAUUUGGUAUAUCUGUCCGUAGUCGACUGUAGGAGUCCAAACAGAAACCUUCUACGUGUUGGCCUCUUCAAAACAUGGUUUCCUGGCAUGGAUUCACCAAAUACAAAAUCCAAACCCAUCGAUAAUGUAAAAAUGAAGAAGAUGACACUUUAUCAGCCAACUCAAGCAUUACACGAUUUAUGGUUAUUUUUAACAACAAAACCCAGUCAACAUGGAACAGUAUCAUCGUCAUUGAAUAAUGAAGUAUGUUGCCUUAUCUGUUAUCCAUUCGACAAUAAUGCCAACACUCCAAAUGAUAUAUUAUACCUUAGUCGACUGAUACGUUCUACACGUCAUUCAAGUAUUGUUCGUUCAAUUCAACCAUAUGAUUGUUACUUUACUAAUGCUCAGUGUGCUUUAAUGUCAAUUGUCUCUUGUUCGGAUAACAGAAAUGCUACUGAUGAAAUUGUCAAUUUUAUAAAUGAUAUGAAAAAACGGAAUUAUGAUUACGAAUGCUUAACCGAUACUACUACUACUAAUAAUAAUAAUACUAGUAGUAAUGCUACCAAUGAUGGUAAAGUGACUAUCGAUGCAGGUCAACAUCUUAUGGAUGAGUGUUGUAAACUCUGUGAAUUCUUAUUUACUCAAGUAACCAGUGGUGAUAAUGUCAGCAGCACAGAUGGCGAUAUCCAACUACGUCAUUUUAGAAAUCCAAUGGAAUAUUUAAAGUUAUCAAAAGUUAAAACAAUGAUGUGGAUGGAGGCUCCUAUGGAGUUAUAUCUCUUACGGAAGCUCAAAACUGCUUGUAGUAUAAUGACGAAAAAAUCUACUUCAACUACAGAGAACAAUGUAUCCAAUAACUUGAAUAAAGUGCCUGAUGAAAUUUUGCGUCGAUUAGCUCUUGUUGGUUUGGGUCGGACACGUUUAACUCGUUUAGCUGGUCUAGGCGGUUGGAAAGGAUUUGCAGGAUUCUUAGCUUACCGUUCAUUAUCAUCUACUUCACAAGAUACUUCAACAACUGAUAAUGAUGAUGAUGCUAAGGGGAAGGCUUUUGUGACUGAUGAUUUACAGGUGAUACAUUCAUUGUACAGUUAUUUUAGAAAUAUUUACAUGCACCUUGAUCGUCAUGAAAAAUGUUAUUUAGAAGAUAAUAAAAGUAAUUAUAAACAAGAGAGAUCAUUAUUCAAACAAGCCAUACCCAGUAGAAAAAUAUACAAUCCAUUACUAUUAUCAAAUAUAGAUUAUUUUAAUGAUGUCAAAAUUCAUCUUACUGGUAAUAAUAAUAUGAUUAAUAAUCAAGAAAAUAAUAAUAAUAAACAGUCUGUUGUAUGGAGUGAAAAACUUCAAGCAUGGACAGCCUCUGGUAAUCAGUUAUUUGAUCCACACGGUCAACGUCAACUAUGUCGACUUAGUAUGCAACAGUCAAUGGAUUUAAUGAAAAAAGUUCAGCUAAAUUAUGAAAAUUCUCGAAUCAAAUACAAAUUACCAUCCUACCCUACUAUGCCACCAGAACCAACGAAACUGAACCGUUAUCGUGAUCCAUCAGUAAUGUUAAUAAAAGAAGUAGAGGAUUCGUCAUCGUCGUCCUCUUCGUCCUCCUCCACAUCAUCAGAUGCAGAAAGUUCGGAUUCAGACAAUGAGUCACUUCAUCUUGAAGAUGUCGACUGAAACGAUAGCCAUGGCAAUAUUAUUAUUGAAUUCUAUCCUCUGUAAAAUACU
Molecule: messenger RNA, 2266 nt
Organism: Trichobilharzia szidati
Lineage: Eukaryota; Metazoa; Platyhelminthes; Trematoda; Strigeidida; Schistosomatidae
Source: the annotation of a GenBank genome assembly